AUGGACGGGCUGCGGCGCUGGCGCUGGCGGCGCCUGCGCAUCGCGGUGCACCUGGCGGACGAGGCGCUGCUGCUGCCGCUGGCCGUGCGGCCCGGGGACACCGUGAGCGACGUGCGCGCGCGCCUGGUGCGGCGCGGGGUCGGGUCCUGGGGGCGGACCUUCUACUACAACGCGCAUGCGCUGCGCGACCACCAGACGCUGCGCGACGCCCGCCUGCCGGACGGCGCGGUGCUGCUGCUGGCGCGAGGCCCGCCGGCUUCGGCGCGCGCCGCGCCUGCAGUUCCGAGGCCGGCCGCCAGGGGCGCCCGGCUCCGGGCCUCGGGGGAGGCGGGACUGAGCCGGCCUCUUCCCGCUUGCCGGGCCAGGGUCCGGGCCCCCAGGUGGAGCCGCCGGCGGACGCGGACGCGGGGCCCCGGGGAGGAGCCGAGAGUCGUCGGGCCGAGCUGUGUGACUCGGGGCCGGGGGGCCCCCGUCUGCCGCGGGACCCGCCGGUGA
Dipodomys spectabilis (banner-tailed kangaroo rat) is the source of this 495-nucleotide messenger RNA. Its product is annotated as ubiquitin domain-containing protein TINCR-like. Lineage: Eukaryota; Metazoa; Chordata; Mammalia; Rodentia; Heteromyidae. Gene Ontology annotation, molecular function: protein binding. The record is from RefSeq and is a predicted model, not a curated record. The transcript is spliced from 2 exons. The coding region runs from base 1 to 495 and encodes 164 amino acids.